Paramecium octaurelia is the source of this 511-nucleotide messenger RNA. The record is from the annotation of a GenBank genome assembly. NCBI's taxonomy places the organism in Eukaryota, Ciliophora, Oligohymenophorea, Peniculida, Parameciidae.
GUUUAUGGAGUGCAAUGAAGAAAGAUCAUCUUAGAAUGAUUAACCAAAUAAACUUGGAGGCUCAAAAAAAUAAAAGAAGAAAAAUGAAUAUGAUUAUCAUAGAAAAAAGAGAAGAGGGAUGGAUGGAUCAAAUAGUAAAAAGUCAGGACAAAGGUUCACUGAGGAGGAAGAUCGGCUGAUUCUUUAGUUAGUAUUGAAUAACGGUCCUAAAUUCUAAAAGAUUCACAGACAUUUUCCUGGGAAAACUUUGGCUAUGGUGAAGAAUCGAUAUUAUAAGCAUUUGCGCUUUAGAUGGGAAUUAUUAGGACAGUAUAACUAUUUUACAAUUAGAAAUUAUAAGCAUUUAAGUGUUCCAUAGGAAUAAUUAGAAACAUUGUGUGAGUAAUAGAAGAAAGUGAGCAAUAUUCUGAAUGCUGAGAAAGAUGAUCUAAUAACACAGAUAACUUCACGUACUACAUUACUAUCGAAUGCUCGUAUGUUAGUUGAAUACAUAGUUGAAUAAUUGUUAUGA